UGUACACACCAAAAGCACCGUAAAAUCCUCUUAGCAGUGAUUUCCUUCCCUCACACGCUACCUAAAACAUGGCCUCAGUCCUCUACCGAGACGACCGUUACAACCACGACGUCUACACCGUCGACCUCGCCGGAACCUACAUAACCGUCACCGUCACGCCUAGCUCCUCCGUCGUCAAGCGCUGGCUCUCCUCCACGCUCCACUUCAGCCGCCACUUCGUCUACCACGACCGCCUCGUCGUCGGCCUCGGCGUCCAGUGGACUCCCGGCGCCUACGAUCCUCCGCCGGACACGCUGCAGCUCUGCGUCGGGCGCCGCUGCCUCAUCUUCCAACUCACUCGCGCCGACGGAGUGCCGGAGAGCCUCCGCACUUUCCUAAACGAUCCUUCGCACACCUUCGUCGGAUUCUGGAACCACUCCGAUCGGCGGAAGCUUGAGGAGUCGAAGCACCGCUUGGAGAUGCGGAGAGAUCCUCUGGAUCUGAGGCAUUGCUUCCGCGGCCUGUCUCAGGCUUCGGUGGAGGAGAUCGUAGAGAAGCGGCUCGGUUACCGAGUGACGCAAUGGAGUGACGUCAGCAUGAGCGAUUGGUAUGAUAAAUAUCUUAGCAACGAUCAAGUUGCUUACGCGACGGUUGAUGCUCACUGCGCGUUCCUCAUCGGUAGGGAUAUCGGUGCCUGGGAAUUCAACCGGUAACUCUUUUACGCUUUAUGCUUAUUUUAGAAGCUUUCUUUACUUUCUACUUCACGAUAUUAUAUCGGUAAUAGGUAAUAGGUAAUAGGUAGCGUAGAGUAUAGUAGUGUCAAACAUGCUUGCUUUUAGUUUCGCCGGUUGAAUGAUAUUGACGGUGCCGCAGCCGGCGGUGAUUUAGGUUUUCGUGACGUUUUUGCUUCUUUUCUUGUUCUUGUUUUUCAUUAAUGAUGUGAUUUCACAGAA
Molecule: messenger RNA, 932 nt
Organism: Cajanus cajan (pigeon pea)
Lineage: Eukaryota; Viridiplantae; Streptophyta; Magnoliopsida; Fabales; Fabaceae
Biological process (GO): nucleobase-containing compound metabolic process
Cellular component (GO): cytoplasm; nucleus
Molecular function (GO): nucleic acid binding; 3'-5' exonuclease activity
Source: RefSeq, a predicted model, not a curated record